Messenger RNA from Blastomyces dermatitidis ER-3, 3014 nucleotides. RefSeq names its product phosphatidate cytidylyltransferase. NCBI's taxonomy places the organism in Eukaryota, Fungi, Ascomycota, Eurotiomycetes, Onygenales, Ajellomycetaceae. The transcript has 4 exons. Gene Ontology annotation, molecular function: phosphatidate cytidylyltransferase activity. The record is from RefSeq and is a predicted model, not a curated record. Bases 316 to 1686 code for a protein of 456 amino acids. Gene Ontology annotation, cellular component: endoplasmic reticulum membrane.
CAACAACAACAACAACAAUAAUAAUAAUAAUAACAAAUAAUAGAAGAAGAGCAAUCUACCAACACAAACUAGUUUAUCUUCUUCUAUUAAAUAAUUCAUUUCCUCCUCCGUCAUCCUCGGCGGAAAUUGUUGUUCCCUCCAGCUCUCUCUCCCAACCCGCUUCAUUUCUCCAAAUUCCUGCUCCCACCACCACCAACCACCAACCACCAACCCCGUUGCUCCCUGUUGCAUCCGUCCGCUCUCCAGCUACAAAGGUCGUCUGGGAUCUCGAGACGCCUCGUUUGAUAUCUCUAGGCCUAUCCAUUCUAUUCCGCCAUGAUGGGCAGGCCGCGAAGAAAUGUCCGCUUCCAGCAUCGGGCCGCUACCACCGACGCCAGGCAGAGCUCCGACCUCAGUGACAUAUCAGAACCCUCCAGCCCCGGCAAGAAUGGCGCUUCGAGGGGGAAUGACAGGCCUUCGGAAGAGAAGCCCGAGAGUCCCGCCGUCUCUGAGUAUGAGAAGAAGAAACAGACCUUCAUAACCCGAACGAUAUGGACGUUUGUUAUGAUCGCGGGCUUCUUCAUUGCCAUGUUCUCCGGCCACAUCUAUCUCAUCGCCAUCAUCACCGUUGUCCAGAUCAUUUCGUUCAAAGAGGUCAUUGCCAUUGCCAACGUCCCCAGCAAGGCCAAGAACCUCAAGUUCACCAAGGCGCUCAAUUGGUACUUCCUCGCCACGACCAUGUAUUUUCUGUACGGAGAAAGCGUAAUAUAUUAUUUCAAGCACAUCCUCCUGGUCGAUAAAGUGCUGCUGCCCCUGGCGACGCACCAUCGCUUCCUCAGCUUCAUGCUCUACGUUAUGGGUUUUGUUUUCUUUGUGGGAUCGCUCCAGAAGGGGCAUUAUAGAUUCCAGUUUACUCAGUUUGCCUGGACACACAUGGCUCUCUACCUUAUUGUGGUCCAGGCUCAUUUUAUCAUGAACAACAUCUUCGAAGGCAUGAUCUGGUUCUUCCUUCCUGUGUCCCUUGUCAUUACAAAUGAUAUCUUUGCGUACGUCUGCGGCAUCACCUUCGGCCGCACGCAGCUCAUUAAACUCUCCCCCAAGAAGACCGUUGAAGGCUUCGUUGGCGCGUGGAUCUGUACCAUCCUAUUCGGCUACGGCAUGACCAAUGUGCUCAUGAAACAUAAAUACUUCAUUUGCCCCGUCAACGAUUUAGGCUCGAACGCCCUGACUGGUUUAGAAUGCACGCCGAACCCCGUCUUCACGCCGCAGCCAUAUCAGCUGCCGACCUGGACACCCUGGACACAUUCGCCCCCCAAGACCGUCUACUUCGCCCCCAUGCAAAUCCACAUCUUCGUCUUCGCAACCUUCGCAUCCCUAAUUGCUCCAUUUGGCGGCUUUUUCGCCUCGGGACUGAAACGUACUUUUAAAGUCAAGGACUUUGGCGAAUCGAUCCCGGGCCAUGGCGGCAUCACCGAUCGCAUGGACUGCCAGUUCAUCAUGGGCUUUUUCGCAUACAUGUACUACCAUAGCUUUAUUGCGGUGUAUAAGGCCAGCGUGGGGAAUGUUAUCGAGGCGUCCAUUAACGGUUUGACGGUUGAUCAGCAACUAGAGGUCAUUCGGGGCUUGAGCAAGUACCUAUAUAAUCAGGGCGAGGUUUCUGAAAAUAUGCUCGAAUGCCUCAGCUCAGAUUUCCGCCUAAAACGAUAAUAAUUCGCCAUAUACAGUAUAUAUAAUUUACAUAGCUACUGCAAACACUUACUCACUCUUCCGGAUGAUGAUCAAACUCUCCCACCCGCCUUAACCCCAGCAAGUCCCCAUCUUGUCAAACGAUAUUAUUUAUCCUCACACUCUUAAGUCCUUGCCUUGCAGAUUUUAUCCUCCUCGGUUGCUGAUUCCCUAUUUUGUUUAUUUUUCACUCUACUGGUUAUAAACACUGUUUACUUUUUAUUCUUAUUUGCCGUUGCAUUCUGGUGAUGACGAAAACCCAACUCUGGACUCUUUCUCUUUUUUCCGAUGCAUUUGCAUUUAUAUUGUGUUGUUUCUUUCCGCGGUCGCAUAAAUUUAUUCCUUUUCUUUCUCUUUUCUCUUUCUUUUUUCCUGUCGGCUUCGUCGGGUGCGGUCAGGUUUAGGUCAACGACAACUCCUUCUAGGCUUGGAUUUCUCUUGAUUUGUUUGAUUUAUUGAUAGUGUUAAGUGAGAUUGUUCGAAGAGUAGCGUGGGACUUGAUGCAUGCGCAGGCAAGGGCCUGCACCUAUCAACAGAAUUGUGCCCUUUUCAUUAGUUUAUUUUAUUCUUUUCAUUUCUAUUUCUUAUUUCUCUCUUCUUCUAUUACUUUUUCUAAUUCUAUGACAUUAUAAACUCACUUUUUUAAUUUUCAUGGAUAGCCAUUCCUAAGUGUCAUUCCAUUCCGUCUUUUACCUAAACCUUGCAUUUCCUUUCUUUUUUCCUUCUCUCUUUUACGCCUUUUCUCUUCUAGGUUUAUAUUUUAUUUUCAAAUAACGUAACUUUCUACUUUCUUGUAUCUUUCCUCCUGUGGGUGGGGUGAGAAUGGGGUUGAGAGUUGCACAGCAAGAAAUGAAUUUCCCUUUUUUCUUCCUUUUACUUUUAUUUUUCCCUCCAUAUUUCUAACCCUUUUUAAAAUAACUGUUUAUUUGCAUGAAUGUAAUUUUUGUCAGAGAGAGUGUGUGCAAAGUGGCAUGCAGCAGAAAAUGAUUGAUUUAAUAUUAAGUUGUAAUUUUUCUAUCGUUUUCGAUCUCCCCUACGUACUUUGUACUUUGCGCAAGGCAAGAAAGAGAUUAAUUUUUCGAUAUUGCAAAAUGGCUCUCGGCAACUUCGUACAUACUUUAAUAGCUUGGAGGGGAGAGUGGUUUUGUGCCUGUGUACCGACGGAAUAUUUUCAUCAGUGUAAUUAAUAAUAGCGUGUUUUUAGACAUCUUCUCUACUGCGUUCCCUCAACGUGGGAGUUGGUAUAUGAAUGGUAUAUAGUACCCCAAGUUCAACUUCGUCAUUCUCCCGGUGGUCUCCCCCCCCCUCUC